This is a messenger RNA of Lineus longissimus, 7760 nucleotides long. RefSeq lists its product as uncharacterized. The record is from RefSeq and is a predicted model, not a curated record. Gene Ontology annotation, cellular component: nucleus. Gene Ontology annotation, molecular function: transcription corepressor activity; protein binding. The transcript is spliced from 13 exons. Gene Ontology annotation, biological process: negative regulation of transcription by RNA polymerase II. The coding region runs from base 410 to 6556 and encodes 2048 amino acids. NCBI's taxonomy places the organism in Eukaryota, Metazoa, Nemertea, Pilidiophora, Heteronemertea, Lineidae.
UGUUGAACGGAUCUCUAUACACAUUAGGGAGUUUUCGCAAAGCCAAGAAACGGCAACGUGAACGCCUAUCCAAUUGUUCGAGCUCCUGAUCACGAUGUCGAACAAUGAGACAGGGGUUCACCUUGGCGUUUUGGGGAUUUGCGAAAACUCGCUAUAAAUAUGUAUUCUAUUCAUAGACAUGACGUCCGUGGUGGAGGCAUUCGAGUUUUCUGCAGCAUUACGGCAUUAGUUUAGACUUUAGAGUAACCAAGUUCAGUGAGCAGGAACGCACCUACCAAGUGUCGACCGCCGCAAUAGACCGGAUCAGCGAAGAUUGGGGAAUUCAUCGCGACCCGGAUAGAUUCCUUUGAUAACAAAAGGCAGAAGAAGUCAAUCUUUUGAAAAUCAUUUGACAUGCUUCGUCACGCAGAUGUAUCCUACCGGGCGGCCUAGUGAGGUGCGGCCCGCCGAUCCCCGGGAGCUCCAGCGACACUCUUUGAUGGACCCCACGGUCGCCAGACGCCUCCUUCUCCACGAUGCCAAUUCGGCCAAGGAGAUAGACAUGACUCACGCAAGGAUCCGAGCCUUCGACGAAACGGUCAAAUAUAUAGAACAAAUGAAGUUCGUUCCGUCUGAAACUGUUAGGAAAAUUGAGCAGACUUCUUUGUCGCGUGCUUCAACGCCAGGUUCAGAUUCAGACUUAUAUGUGCAGCCAUUGGAUUUAUCAUUUCAAGCUAAAAAGCAGGCUCGCGAUGCUGAUAGUCCCUUAGAUUUAUCUGUUAAGACUACGCGUAGGAGCGCAGAUACUACCGGCCCGGCAGAGCAGCAUGAGUUGGGAUUGGUGAAGCGUCACGACUUACUCUCACCGCGACCUAGUGGUAUGUGCGACACCACCAACGCCCCGCGUAAUCCAAAGAAGGAGAAAUUGCUACAGUACGAGCGGGUGUCGCAGCAGAAUCAGCAGAAGUCGCCUACCCCGCAACUUUUAACUCAACAGCAGCGCCGGCAGCAACUACAGAUGCAGCAUUAUGUGCAGCAGAGGCAGCAUCAGCAGCAACAGCAGAGAGAUAUGCAGCUUGCGAGCCCCACGGCUAGGGAGCCGCCGAAAACGAAAGAAAGCGUGGCUGUGGAUUCGACUUUCCAGGCAAUGCGGCAACAGAAGCUUCAUGUAAUGCAAGCCUAUCAGAGCGCAUUUUUGCAAGGGCAUUUGCCGUUCUCCGCGCCGCCGUCGCCUAUGGCGACACAACCCAUGACUCAGGGUUUACCACAUCCUCACGUCAACAGAGUUCCCCGCCCAUCUCCCAAAGGAACUUAUUCAGGACGCGAGGGGGAAAUCAGGGGACCAAGUCCAACAAUGAGCCCGAAUCUAAGGGCAACUUCGGGCAAAGAGUCGCCAAAAUCCACACCUAAGGCUAUAAGCCGGCCUGGGUCAGAGGUGUCUCGAGCAGGGACGCCCCAGAUUCCACCGAGAACAAGUCCUCAAAUGCAUCCUCAGCUCUCGCAGCACUCACCCGCUCAGUUAGAACAGAUGCGGCUCUUACACCACGCAAUGUCCCAGCGAUAUCUGUUAGGAAGUGACGGAAAGCUACACCCAGGUUAUCCAGUGCCCCCACAGGACUUCAGGGUGCCCAAUGGGGCAGUUAGAUUACCUAACGGGAUGAUACAGCAUUCACAAACACCUCCGCCACGGAAACGCGAACCUAGUAGUAGUAAGCCAGCGGCUGCUACUCCACUUAGGAUUGAAAUACCAGACUCUAGUCAUAGUUCGCCAUUAUCAGACAAAAUAUCGCCAUCUCCAGCAAUGCAGCCGAGGCCUUCACCAUCGUAUUUUCACAGUAAACCAAGAAUGGCACUCAGUACGCCUCGGUUCCCUGCGCCGCGAGGACACAAUAGACCGGGAGAAUCGGGGUCUCCACCUCCGCUUUCAAUGGCCGAUGUCAAGACCCCUGUAGCCAUUCCACCUCCUCUUAUUCGCGGGACUAGCCCAUUGCCCUCGCCCCAAAUGCCCGUAUUGAGCCCGCACACCAAGUCGCCUACGUUGCUUGGAAGUCCUCGUAACAGUCCAACAAUACGGAAUUCAGGGAACGCUGAGCGUCCGGCCAAGGAAGUGGAGCUGGACAGCAAGGAAGCUGUGUCAGCCAUCAUACAGGAACUGAUGCCAGCGUUUUCGAAAAAAUAUAGAAAUAAGAACAAAGAGACAAAUGAAAACGCAACUGGUGGACCAGUUCGAGAAUCCAUUUUGAAUAUUCCAAGGCCUCUGCGAAUGGAGAAUAGGCCUAAGGCGAUUCCUCAACCAAGUUAUGAUCUCAGUGCCCCUCGGCAAGAACCUAAGGAAAGCUCCCCUUAUGAGGGGAAAUCAGUGAACAGUAUUUUGGAGAGUGCCAUUAAACGGGAAAUACAGCUGUAUGAUAAGGUCAACGCCACUGCUUUAAAAAAGCGAGAAGAGGACAUACGGAAAGAGGAAAAUAUGGACUUUGAGAUGAAAAGUUCUUGUGUAAAUAAAGAAACAAUAAAGAGUGUGGAUACCGAAAGCGAAAUGAAAAACACGAAUGUAAAUAGUGAGCUUGCAACUAGUGUUGUAAGUGACCAAGAAAGUGUAACAUGUGUUUCGGUGGAAAAUGAUGCGAAUAGCGAAUACCUGAACUGGACGGACAGCAAAGACUCGGGCGAUGACAAAAACGAAGCGCCACUUCAGGAGACAGAGAUUCAAAAUGAUAAAUUGGUUAGGUCACAAACCCCCACCAAAUCAGAACCAAAACAAAGCGGUGAUUCGAAAGACUACCCUGUGAAAAUCCGUCCUCCGUGUGGAAGGAUAGUUCAAAAGACAUCGCCUGCCCCCAAGGUGAAACUGUCCAAAGAACCAAAGGUCAGCAUGGCUGAUUUUUCGGGAAUGGAGUCUUCUAGGCAACGGCAGUCUCUGGUGUCCAAAGCAGAGACCAAAUGCGAUUCGUCAGGUCUCUCGGAGACAGCACCUGACACGGGGAGGCAACCUCCACAACGAAAAGCAGAGAAGGCUGCCUCACCCGGACCGUCUGGAGUGCCCCCGAGCCAACGACCACCUCCCAUGCGAAACGUAUGGUCCACGAUCAGGAUUGAGAAUGGAGAAAUAUCGCCAAUGCCAAUGCCACCUCCUGUAGUGAAACCCAUGAAGAAAGGUGCAUGCAGCUCUCCUAAAAGGUCCAGUGACUCUCCUAAGGCUGGGCGCUCUUGUGAGUCCCCUAAGGGGCGCCCCAUUGACUCCCCCAAGGGGAGACCAAGCGAGGCCUCCGCUGGUCAGUCUGGCGACUCUACAAAGCCUGCCGAAGACGCACCAAGAGGCCGCCCAGAGCAGGUCAAGAAGGGCACCUCGCCGAAACGGGCUGCGAUGAAAAACAUGGCUCCUUUGAUGAAGAAGACGGUGUUAAUGAGGAAUAAGAUGCAACAGGAUAAUAUAACAGCCCGAACGAAGAAUAAGGACGAAUCGGAUUCUGAGUCUAAACGUUUGCGGGGACCGAGUGGACCGAAACGCUCUCUGAAACGGAUUAAAAAACCAACCGCUGCGGAAUUACGGCGAAUACAGCGGCGCCGAUCUAUUCUGGAUGAGAUUGCCAACUCUCAGGGAUUCGUCGGUGAGGCUAAGAAGAGGAAACAAGGAGCGGAUGACUUGUAUGCCGACCCUGCACUGCUGGAUAGGGAGGAGAGGGCGCUACGGUGCGCCAUGUCGAAGUCAAAGAGGGCGAUGAUCCAGUUCAGUGAAAUGGAUGGCGAUGAUCUCCCCUACCUAGAAGACCAUGAACUUGAAAUGUUGCGGGAUAAAAUAACAUCGGAAGAGCGUCAAGGAAAGGUGGGCACACGGAAACGACGAGGUGGUGACAAAUUAACAGAUGCCUCAGACUCAAAGAAGCGUAAGGUUGGCAAGGGCGAGGGAAAGAAGAGAAAGAAAGGAGCUGCCAGCGAAGUGCUGGAGACACGCACGAGGACACAGGCAGCAGCUACAAAGACUGGCCCGCCCCUAGCCGCCUACAACAGGAACGCAGCCUACGAAAGGGAACUCAAACGAGAGGAAAUCAAGGCCAAAGUCCUCAAAGCAAAACGAACCAAGGACUUCUACAAGGAGGCCGAGGAACAAGAUGUCGAUCAAGACACCGAAAACCCUGACACCGGAAAUGACGCACCGGAACCGGAUAUUGAAAGGGAAACAGAAGAUGAUGACACGCGGAAGAUGUUCCGGAAUAAAUCCCGGUCCGCUGCUCUCAGGUUGCUAUGGCAACGGCGUAGGAUUGAACAAGCCAAGCAGUGGUCCUAUAACUCCGUUGUCAAGGGUGUCGGCGGGAAGCGGAAGCGAAGGUCAAGGACGAAGAGGAUCAAGUUUUGCAGAGGACGGAAGUCAAGGUCAGCCAGGCUUGCUCGGGAAGAGGAGGCGGCAUUUCAAUUCUUUGAGGGUGAUGACACUUACGACUUCCAUGACGACGACGCAUGCCCAGAGAUGCCGGAUACACGUCAGGUUCCGCCGGAAAUGAAGCGGAUGGUUGUCAACAAAAACUCUGGGGAGACGAUUCUGCACCGUGCUGCUAGAUUGGGAUACGAGGAUGUUGUCAUCUACUGCCUGGAGACUGGCACCGCUGCCGUGAACGCCCGAGACAACGCCGGUUAUACGCCGUUACACGAGUGCUGCGUCCGAGGUCACCUCAACAUCGCCAAGUACUUGAUCAACUACGGAGCCAAUGUGAACUGUAGUGCCACUGAUGGAACGAGGCCAAUCCACGACGCCGUAGACCAUGAUCGCCUCGAAGUCGUCCGCCUGCUCCUCUCCCACGGGGCUGACCCGCUCCUGGCCACCUACUCUGGGCGGACACCCAUGAAGGCCGCCCGCUACCCAAAGAUGAGGGCUUUCCUCAAGGGAUUCCUGGCAGAUCUGAACGGGCCGAACGAGGAGGAAGGAGAAACGCCAACUCCUUGGGAAUUCAAUGGCUCAAGCUAUUAUUCGGAUCCAACGACAAACACGGGUUUUGCGAUAUUCUCCGAUCUCCCAUCAGACCCAGAGGAUGGUGACCAUGACCUUGAAUUCGAGUUUUCAUCGCAGCCGCACAUUCGAACUUACCGACUGGAGUUAGAGAAUGAAAAUGGGCCGAAGAACUAUGUUUUGAUGACCGACGUCCUCGAACAGCUGAAGCUGUCGAGACAAGAAUUCAUGGAACGCCACCCCAAAAUCUGUGUCGGCACCAAAAGGAUUCGUAGUGCCAUAUUUCGUCAACAGGUGGAACUAUCGUGCUUUGAUGACAUCACUGGGGCGUCUGGUUCGAAUUCACGGCGGCAGGCGCAGUUUACGGAGUUAUUACGUCUUGAUUGCGGCGUUCGCGAAUUGCUUGACAUUCCUGUUGUUUUGAUGGAUUAUGUCACGGAAACUGUCCAAAUUCCGCCCCGUGUUUCUGAUCAAGAAGAAGAUGUCGAGUCAGUCAUGUCGGAGGAUACUGUGAUUUACGAUGCUGAUGAUCUCGGGAACGAGGCUGACGUAGAUGAGGAAAAGCCGUCUGCUGAGCCGGAAGCUACUACGUCAUGUGAUAUUGACACUUUGCGUAGAACUGACGUUGAAACCCUUUCUCAUGACAAUGUUAUUCCAAAGGAAGUUGAACGAACUGCGAGUGAGUGUCUGGUCAUAAAACAGGAAAAAAGUCCAGAGGCUGUUGAAACUGCAUCUCCGCUUUCAGAACUUCAGCAAAGACAAUGGCCUGAAACAGACUAUACUCAGGAAAGGGUACCUCUCAGUUCGCGGUAUAACAGGGACCAACCUCCCCGACAAAUGCCAGAUUAUUACAGACAGUUACCUCGUGCCAUACCGGAGGGUUACCCAUUAGAUCGUCGGGUUUCGUCAGCGGCUGUCACCUCAAUGCCUGCGGUGGUUCGGGGCACGUUGCCGCAUGUGCAGCAGCUGGACUCCAGGGGGACUUUAGAUUUGAACAGUGCAAUGCAUAGAUCAAUUACGCAGGCCAUGACGCAUCAUCCUGCCGAGUUGGCUGUAAGCAGGGAACAAAUGGUGGCUGCAAGUCGAGAACAGAUGUCUAAAUCGGGAGUCAACUAUCACAACUUUCCGUAUAUGUAUAAGACGCCACAUCAUAGUCACAUGCGCGGUAACGUGCCCGCGGUUCACCAGUACCCUCUGCCCCACCCAGCAUCCCAACAGUACCCUGUUGGACACCAGCAUCCUCAUCAUCCGCCUACGACACGUACAGACUACUACUCUCGCAGAUAUAGGCAUCCCAUGCCGCAAAACUGCCAUAAUUUGUUCCAAAUGCAACAACAGCGUAGCCAUAGAGACCAUUCGCAACAUUUGGGGGCUGCCCACUCCAAAGAAAUGGAGGCCCUGGCAGAAGCAAAACGGACAACUGACUCAAUGGAGUCGGCAUACCUAUUAAAAGUCGCCACAACGCCUGAGGAAUAUUUCAUGACGUAUAAACAGCGCCUAAAUUCAAACAAUUCCCCGCAAUAUCAUCACCAACGAAAUCCGCCAUCACUGGUGAAUGGCAUCGGCACACCUCCACAUCCGCACGUUCCUGCGCAUGUUCAGACAAGACCUGAUCGCCUUCCGCCAUAUUCAUGAGACAGAGCUCUGAAUAGAAUGCUUAUUUAUUACUUCAUCAGUGUGAUGCUACAUCAAAUAUUUCUAAGUGUUGCGUCAAUUCCUGUGCUUUUACUGUUAGGUGUUUCUGGACUGAGCUUUGAUACAGGGAUGAAAUUUAUUCCUACAGAUGUUUAACUGUUUCGUCUAACAUUAAAGUAAGAGUGUCUCAAGAUUAUGCUCAAGAUCAUGCUGAAUCAUGCUUAAUCGUGAGGGUUCCUAAAUCUUUACAAAAAGGGCCAACAUUUGGCUCCUUCAGAAACACAUUGUCAAACAUUCCACCAACUGUUUGCAUGCACGUGGCACUUCGGGAUUUAUGCAUAUCGUGCCUCUGGCACAGGAGCUCUGUAACUAAUCCGGCAUUAUUUUGAGACUCUCAUCCUUUCAUGCCCUGCCAGGUCCAGUAGAGGCCCUACCAAUCGAUGAGGUAUGACUCGGUGAUCUCAAACCUUUGAAAAAAACAGGAGGUGAUGUUCAAGGCCUGCAUUUAAUGUUUCAAUAAAAAAGGGUGCUUUUAUUGUGUAUUUUACAUUUCUCGCUUGCAAGUUUUUGUUUGUAACUUUCGCGGCAAACCGUUGGCAAAGCGUCCUGGUUCAAUCUCCUAGCCUCGAGAUUGGUAACCGUUGCUUAGUGUUGUGACACUAGCUCUGUUUACCAACGUUCAUUUGGCCUCUUCUGGUUGGUCACUUCCGGCCAGCAAAUGGAAGCUAGUCCUCUCGUUGGGAGAUUGGUCCUGGUGCAACGAAACGUGCUGAUUCAGCCGAUAAUUGUCACGCCCCUUUCACAGCGUGUCUCCGGCAAAAGGUUAAAAAGGCGCACGAAAUUAUCAGAAGUUUACGAUGUACCCACAGUAACCGACUCACUAUCUGGAUGAGUAAUCAUGACGAAAUAAUCUCUUGAUAUAACGCCUUUAGUAGAUGGUUGAUAUUAGCCAGGUUUCGCCAACCAUACGAAGAGCUACAUGUGCGAACGACGAAGUACGAAGUAUUAAAUGUCCGCCUCGAAGACGUUAUCAUGGGUGUGUCUAGGACUCGAUUCGGAAAUGACGACGAUCGGUGUGCUCAAGUUUCAAGCAUAUUUGCAUCAUUGAUGUGAUGUGUAAACAUGUAUGAGAUCGAGACUGUAAAUAUAUAGAUGUAAAUAUUCGUGUUAUGGAUUAAAUACGGGUUAAACAGAAUAAACGAAG